UAUUAUUUUAUACAAUUUGUCUAAUUUAAAAAAAAAACUUACAUGUUGUUUAUUUGUUGUUGUAUUUUACAUUGCUUUGCAAGGUUUCAAGAGUAUACCUCGUCGUCAUUCUCAGAAAAGAUAAUUAAGUUUUGCUAUGUUUCCACCAAAGGUUUAUCUCAGUUUAGAUUAGAUAAAUCUUUUUGAUGUUUCCACCGCACAAGAAGAUUUAAAAAUGAUUAAGUUUGACAACACUUUCUAAAAUGCAAAUGGUGUUUCGAUGUUUCUUAAGAAGUGCAAGUGAGAUAAUUUGAUUCGUGUUAAACAAUGAAAAACUGAAUAUUUCAGCACCAUAUAAGAAUAUGCUACCUACUCCAUGUGCAAAAAUUUCACUUUUUUUUAAUUUGAUUAAAACAAAACUAUAUUUUUUGUACACAAACAUGCAAAUAAACAGACCAUAACGCAUUAUCUGUAAAACCAACUCCUCCACACAGGUUUUUUUCCACAAAUUUUGACUCGAAUCCGAACUCCGACGGGAAUCGAGUCAAAUUAAGCUCAUUUCAACUCGAUUCAGGUAUAUAAAGAAUUGAGGCGAUCUUCAAGCUCGCUUCAACACCACAUGUUAAUGUAGUAGUCUACGAACAAACCCCCUUCUUGAAGUUUGUAUUUUAUGUCAAAUUUGUUUGGUUAAAACUUUGAAAUCGACCGCCAAGUCAAGUGUGAAAUGGAAAACACAAAGAAAACAGGAAAAAGGUAAAUAAAAAACUAAUUUUAGCUUAUAAACUACAUGAUUAAAUAAUUAAAUAUUCUUUAGAAACAAAAAGAACUGGACGAAGGAGUCCACAGAAGCCCUUCUGGAUUUUUAUGCUGCCAGAGCUGAUGAGUUCCAGCAUAGCCGCAAAAAAAAACUGGAUAUAAACAUCUUUUAGAAGACAUGCUAUCCGCUGGCUAUGCUGACUCCGAUACGACCAGCACCCAUUUAGAGGUAAAAAUCCAAACACUAGUGCGUGCGUAUAAAUAUGCCAUAGAUAACAACAACCGCACUGGAGCAGCACCAUGUGUUGCUCCGUUUAUGGAAAAAAUGGACGAGCUUUUUGGAAGCAAGCCCAUUGUGACAAACGUCCACAACGUCACGUAUGGAGCAGCCGCAAUUGGAAACUCAAGUGAAACUUCAGAGGACAAUACUACCCAACCAUCAGAUGAAAACUCUGAUGACAUGCAAUUGCAUACUACCCAACCAUCAGAUGCAAACUAUGAUGACAUGCUAGAGACCACUGCCACUGACGAUGUUCCAUCGACCUCCACUGCCGCUGCAUCCAAAAGGCGAAAGAUUUCUCGAUCUUUGUAUUUCAAAAUGAAAAUCGAAGAAAAACAAAAGGACAGAGAGGACAAGAACAGAAAAAAUUUUGAAUAA
Messenger RNA from Eupeodes corollae, 1393 nucleotides. RefSeq lists its product as uncharacterized. The transcript has 4 exons. The record is from RefSeq and is a predicted model, not a curated record. The coding region runs from base 914 to 1393 and encodes 159 amino acids. NCBI's taxonomy places the organism in Eukaryota, Metazoa, Arthropoda, Insecta, Diptera, Syrphidae.